AUGGCAUCUGAUCUGAGAGACGAGCUGACCUGCGCUAUCUGUACGGACAUUUAUAAAGAUCCUAUAACCCUGAUAUGUGGACAUAGCUACUGCCGGGUCUGUAUCACAAGAACAUGGGACAACCAGGAGGACAGAGAAUAUUCCUGUCCUGAGUGCAGACACAGCUUUAGGGUAAGACCAAACCUGCAAAGAGCUGUAAAACUGGCUAACAUAGUAGAGAGGUUCCUAUUUACUCACCCAGAGCAAGAGGAGGUUGGGAUCUCCUGUAUUUACUGUAUUCACUCUCCUAUACCUGCUGCUAAAACAUGUCUGCUGUGUGAAGCUUCUCUGUGUGAAGCCCACCUGAGGGUCCAAGGCAAGUCAGCAGAACAUGUCCUAACUGUACCCACCACUUCACUGGGGAAUAGAAAAUGUUCGGUCCACAAGAAGGUCCUGGAGUAUUACUGCUCUGAGGAUGCUGCCUGUAUCUGUGUGUCCUGCAGGCUGGAUGGAGAACACAUGGGACACCAGCUGGAGACUAUGAAUGAGGCCUCUGAGAAGAAGAAGAAGAAGCUGACCAAUAUUCUGCAGAAACUGACCUCAAAGAGAGAGAAGGCUGAGAAAAGAGUGCAGAGCCUGCAGGAGCUCAGGAGAGAAGUGUCAGAAAAAGCAACUGGGGUAACAGAGGAAGUCACUGUCCUGAUUAGGGGUAUCAAGGAACAGCUGGAAGCUCUAGAGAAGCGAGUCCUGAGUGAGAUCUCCAAGCAGGAAGAGCAUGUCUCACUCAGAGUCUCAGAUCUAAUCCAUCAGCUGGAAAUAAAGAAGGAGGAGCUGUCCAGGAAGAUGGGUCACAUUGAGGAGCUAUGUAACAUGAUGGACCCAUUAACUGUCUUACAAGAACGGGAAUCAGACAGAGCUGAUUAUUGUGAUACGGAGGAAGGAGAUAAUGAGGACAGAGAGAGAGAUGAUAACAAGGUCCAUGCUGGGGAUCUGGAUGUGGGUCUGAUCUCAGUGACCUUACACUCAGGAUUAGCUGGGAUUGUGA
Pelobates cultripes (western spadefoot toad) is the source of this 1024-nucleotide messenger RNA. The record is from the annotation of a GenBank genome assembly. NCBI's taxonomy places the organism in Eukaryota, Metazoa, Chordata, Amphibia, Anura, Pelobatidae.